AUGAAGUUCCUCGUUGCUUUCUCUGCCGUUCUGGUCGUCGCUAUGGCUCAGCAGUAUGAGCACCCAUACGAUAUUAUCUACAACAACUUUGACGAGCUUCCCGAGUCUUACGUGGAUCCGGAGCAGGGGCUGCGGUUCCGUAGGGACAUAACUUUUGAUCGCAACAUUGAUAAUGGCCGUGUGUUCGGCACCCUCGGUUCAACCGAUGACGGAUUAUUUGGUCGCGCAGGCGUAGAGCGCCACAUAUUCAACGACGCGCGCGGGCGGCUGGACGCGCAGGCGCACGGCACGCGCACGCUGGGCCCGGCCGGCGGCACCAGCGCGCUGGGCGGCUCGCUCAACUGGCGCAACGACAACGCUAACGCCGCGCUGGAUGUCAGCAAGCAGAUAGGGGGCUCCACCUCCGUGCAAGAUGUGCACAGGCGCAGUGCAGCGGCACAGAUAUUUUACUUUAGCUUUGUAAACAAACGAGAUGUAAUUAGACAUUUAGUCCCUAGGUGGUCCGCAGCCGGCGGCGGUCGUUGGCCUAUCGGCAAGAACGGCGAUUUCGGCGUUGACGGCACCUUCAGCCGCAUCAACGGACUGAAGGACUACGGCGCACGCGGUGUCUUUAACUAUCGCUUCUGAAGCCACCAUAAGAAUAAUACUUGCUAAUUAGAUUACAACACUUUUUUCAUCUUUUACUGGGUGCGGCCGAAAGAGGCCGAAAGCACCUAGAAAAAGAUGACAACCCAGUGACGAUGAUGGUGUCAUGUAAUGUUAUUUGCAAAGAAAGUGACAGCACUGUUUUUUAUCAAAAUUUGAAGUAAUUAAACUUUUCGGCGUGCGUUGGUGCGUUGUACGCAGCGUCUUAAAUUAUCGUUUUUUAAAACAUAGUAUGUGUGACCUAUACUUUAGUACUUCUUAGGUUCUUAGAUUAUAAUACUUUUUAAUCUUAAAUUAAAUGUACCACCGCUAAAUAAUAAUUUUAAGAGAGGUAGGGCAUAGCGGAUUUCCCUGUCGAAUUGGAGCGCCCGUCUGGUAAAACAACCUCCACCUUUUUGGUGGUGUUGUGUUUCUCUCGGUGAGUAAGGUUCAAGGGCUCCACGGGCCACGGGGUAGGGGAUUGGGUCCUGGGUAGGCAACAACGGCGCGAGUGAUAAUUUGACAUCGCAACCGACUAUUUUCUGUGGUGCCGCUUCCCCAUCAGGCGGCUCAUAUGCUUGUUUGCUUGCCACCCUUUUAACAUAAAAAAAAUCGCUUAGAAUUGUAUAGCUAAAUAUAACAAUUUCCAGUAAGCAUUUAACAUCUUUAUUUAUAGCUAAUUUUAUUGUUUCUUCAAUGUCUGUAGUGUUAAAAAAAUAAUCUCAUUGAUCAGAAUUCCAGAUGCGAAAAUCUAUGAUGCAGGGACAUAAUACCUUGUUUCUUCUUGACAACGAGGGGUUAGAGGUGCUUUUUAUUUUUUAUAAAAAUGCCAUCAAAGAGUAAUAUUGGGUAUUAUAUUCCUACAUCAUAGAUUUUCGCAUUUUGAAUUUUGGACACACUUGUUAUUACCAACAAAAAAGGUUGGACUUCUUGCUAGUGUUUUGCUCUAUUCAUCAAAUUACAAGUAAAAUUUAUAAUCUUCGUUUAUUAAGUAAUAAUAAUGUAAUUCUUUAUGAAAAAUUACGUGAACUAGGUAUGUACCGUUUUUUUGUAUUUAUUUCCAUUACCAGUGAUUGUAAUUAUUCUUCAAUGGCAACAAUUUCUUUGAUUCUAUCUAGUGGCUCAUGUAUCUUUACCAAGUUUAGAAAUCUCAAAAUAACCUGUGAUUUACUUGUAAAAUGUUGUACUAUUUAUUGAUGUAAUGUUAUAAACUAUUUCAUUUUUCUAUGCAAUGUCAAUAAUUAUUG
Molecule: messenger RNA, 1871 nt
Organism: Chilo suppressalis (striped riceborer)
Lineage: Eukaryota; Metazoa; Arthropoda; Insecta; Lepidoptera; Crambidae
Source: the annotation of a GenBank genome assembly